Messenger RNA from Leptopilina heterotoma, 2385 nucleotides. Its product is annotated as RB-associated KRAB zinc finger protein-like. The transcript is spliced from 11 exons. Lineage: Eukaryota; Metazoa; Arthropoda; Insecta; Hymenoptera; Figitidae. The record is from RefSeq and is a predicted model, not a curated record. The coding region runs from base 1 to 2385 and encodes 794 amino acids.
AUGAAGCAAAUUGCGAACAUAAAUCAUGGUCAUAAUGUAAAAUCAUUUCAAUUGGCAAACUCACAAUGGAAAUAUCAAUGUAGAACAAUAAAUGAUCCAAAUUGGACAUCCUCAGGACUUCCGUUUGACGUUGAAAGUGAAUACGAAUGUGUGGACAAAAAUCACGUUAUGGGACAGAGUCACUUUGAAUGUUCACGUUGCGGUAAUCGUUACACAUGGAUAAAGAGUCUUCAGCGUCAUCAAAUGAUUUGUGGGAGAUGGAUUGAGGAUGAGAUUUGGCAAAGACAUGAAACUUUUGGCAGUAAUUAUGAACAGCAAACAUAUCAGUGCAGUGCUUGUGGUCAAUCCUACACUUGGUUGCACAAUUUGAAACGUCAUCAAUUAAAAUGCGGCAGCAACAAAGAGGCUAAAUAUCAAUGUCACAUGUAUCCGUUUGCGUAUGUUGAUGUUGCGCACAGAAUCAUUGAGAGAUUACAGCAUCCACGUCGACGUCGUGGGACUUAUACGCCGCCGGAACAACGACAAUUUUUUUGCUCCGCGUGUGGCAAUGGCUAUAAAUGGAAAAUCAGUUUAAAAAGACAUCAACGACUCGAGUGCGCUAAACAACCAAAGUAUUCUUGUAACAUUUGUGGAAAAUUGUUUUACCGACAUUAUUUACUGAGGGAUCACAUGUCCAGUCUAUUUAGUAAUGUUCAGCAACAAUUGCAGGGGCAACAGUUACAACAGCACUAUCAACAACCACAGGAACAAAGAUUGCAGCAACAAUAUCAGAAAGUACAGGAGCAGCAAUUGCAACAGCAGCAUUAUCAAAAAAGUGGACCAAUUUUAUACUCUAAUGCACCAAUUGCACCUAAUAGUCAAUCAGUACAGAAAAAUUCUUCAUCAACAUGGAAAAUUCUUCCCAAACCAGCAAACUCAAUGGGUUUGACGACUGUCCUCGUUCCUUCAGCUGAUGGUGGUCAGCCAAAAAUAGCAUACGUGAAUGUGCCAAAAAAUAUUUUUGAUCAAAUGUACCCGAUGCAGCAAUCGCCAUUAUUGAAAAUCAAUCUUUGCGAAAAGUGCAAACGAGUUUUUACCGAUCAAUCUCUAUUUAUACAGCAUGUGCAAAAAUAUAUACGUUACACGAAAUCUUGGAGUAUUUAUGAGGAGAGCAAGGGAAAUGAAAACGAACGUUACGAAAACUCUGACGAAUACAGCGCAUUGUGGAUGCUUGAAAAAAAUACACAAAAUCUAGAAAUGAAUACACAAAUUUUACCCGGUAUUCGAAAAUCCUAUCGUUGGAAACUAACUGGUUUGGAUCGAAAUUACGACUCAAAUAUUGGAACAUCAUCAUUUUCACAGGACAGUGGAAAAGUGGUUCGCGCACAAUUGUCCGAAUACAUUUGUUCCGAUUGUGGUAAAAAAUACAAAUGGCUAGACAGCUUGAAAAGGCAUCAACGCGUGGAAUGUGGCAAUAAGCAGAAGAAAUUCUCGUGCCACAUGUGUGAUAGGAAAUUUAAAUAUCGUUAUGAAAUGCGCAAUCAUUUAUCACUGCAUCACGAUGAAACAUCGACAUCCUCGUCGAAUUGGACAAUUGAUAAGUUCUAUCAGUAUCAAACAUUGUAUUUUCAAAUGAUGGCUAAAAAUCAAAGAACAGAGGCUGUUAUUUCUGGAAUAAUUAAAGAUCAAAUUAAAAAUGAAAUUGAGGAUAAGGGACAGAAGGAUGGCAAUAAAGUAAAUUCAGAGCAACAGAAAUUAAAAAAUCCCGUAUCACGAUCUUGUGGUUAUAUGGGUUAUUCGUGUCCACGUUGUGGUAAUACUUAUACAAGAACACACAGUCUGAAUAGACACGUUAAUUUUGAAUGUGUUUGGAAGAAAGCUAGAAAUGCAGACGAUGGCCCACCUUAUUUAUGUCCAAGAUGUGGGAGAUCUUACACUCAUAAAUGUAAUUUAAAACGACACUGGCGUCUCGAAUGUUCUGUACCACCUAGAUUUCAAUGUGUUUGGGAUGACGCUGAUCCAUUGGCAUUCGAUUCGGAAAUUGGUUAUCAUCAUCAUCAUUUAUUGGCGGAUAAUCCAGGAAUCAAUCAACCUGGUAAUGUUUGCAAAAAUUGUGAACACGUAGUGAUCUAUUCUAAAGAGAAAAAGAAGCGAUUUGUGAAUAGUGUUCAAAAUAAAUAUCUAGCUAGCGGAAGCCGUAAAUGCUGUCAUAAAUGUGGAAAGAGUUAUAAGUACGCGACACAUCUUAAAUUCCAUAUUAAUUACGAAUGUGGAAAACCACCUCGCUUUCAAUGUCCAUAUUGUGUCUCAAAGGAAUACAAAUGCAAGCGCAAGUCAAAUCUCUAUACCCAUAUACGACACGUUCAUCCCGGAAGGGACGUUUUCGCAUUAGAAUUAGAAAUAUAA